This is a messenger RNA of Pseudophryne corroboree (corroboree frog), 3018 nucleotides long. It is a transcript of the gene PLS1, whose product is annotated as plastin 1. The transcript has 17 exons. Bases 235 to 2130 code for a protein of 631 amino acids. NCBI's taxonomy places the organism in Eukaryota, Metazoa, Chordata, Amphibia, Anura, Myobatrachidae. The record is from RefSeq and is a predicted model, not a curated record. Gene Ontology annotation, biological process: actin filament network formation; actin filament bundle assembly. Gene Ontology annotation, cellular component: actin filament; actin filament bundle; cytoplasm. Gene Ontology annotation, molecular function: actin filament binding; DNA binding; calcium ion binding.
UUAACAAGCCCCGCCCCUCCGUCUACUUCCUGCAAUAUGAUUGAGCCAUGGAGAUGCCAGUCAGUGAGCCUGCAGCUUGCUGACUGCAGAUAAUACAGAGAUAGGUGCACGAGUAGAGGAGCUGUAAGUCUUACAUUUAACAUCAUCAGUAAUAAGCUUUUCCCCAUGAAGAAUGUACAAGACAUCCUAGUUCCAGGUAUAACUGCUUGAGUUAUCCACCUGAUUGUACAGGAAAUGGCCAACAGUACAAUCACCAUUUCCAGAGAGGAGCUAGCGGAACUUAAAGAAGCAUUUGAUAAAGUCGACGCUGACAAUAGUGGGUAUGUUAACGACUACGAACUCCAAGAAUUGUUCAAAGAGGCUAACCUCCCGCUGCCUGGCUACCGGGUACGAGAGAUUAUCGAGAAAAUAUUUGCAGCAGCUGACCGCAACAAAGACGGAAAGAUUGACUUUGAGGAGUUUGUGUUGUUGAUACAAGAUCUGAAAAGUAAAGAUGUGAGUCGAACAUUCCGAAAGUCAAUCAACAGGAGACAAGGGAUAACGGCGAUAGGAGGCACAUCUGCUAUUUCCAGCCAGGGAACACAGCAUUCCUAUUCAGAGGAAGAGAAAGUGGCUUUUGUUAACUGGAUAAAUAAAGCAUUAAAAGAUGAUCCACACUGUCAGCAUCUUCUGCCCAUGGACCCAUCCAACAACAGCCUCUUCACAUCACUACGAGAUGGCAUUUUGCUAUGCAAAAUGGUCAACUUAUCUCAACCAGACACCAUCGAUGAGAGAGCCAUAAACACAACAAGGCUGACACCAUUCACCAUUUCAGAAAAUAUUAAUCUAGCGCUGAAUUCAGCCUCUGCCAUCGGUUGCACAGUAGUGAAUAUCGGUGCACAAGAUUUAAAAGAAGGAAAACCACACUUGGUUUUGGGCCUGUUAUGGCAGAUUAUUAAAGCUGGAUUGUUUGCUGACAUUGAAAUCUCCAAGAAUGAAGCUCUUAUUGCGUUACUGAAGGACGGAGAAACACUGGAAGAUUUGAUGAAACUGUCACCCGAGGAGCUCCUUCUCCGCUGGGUGAAUUACCAUCUGACUAAUGCUCAAUGGCCAAAUAUAAGAAACUUCAGCGGAGAUAUUAAGGAUUCCAAAGCCUAUUUCUAUUUGCUGAGAGAGAUUGCUCCCAAAGAAGGUGUUUCCAUAGACUUUUCAGGAUUUAAUGAGCCUAAUGAUUUGAAGAGAGCAAAUUACAUGCUUAACCAAGCUGACAAAUUGGGCUGCAGACAGUUUGUGUCACCAUCAGAUGUGGUUUCUGGGAACCCUAAAUUGAACUUGGCUUUUGUUGCAAAUCUGUUUAAUAUGUACCCAGGUCUGAACAAUGCCAAUGGGUAUGAUUUCAUGGACCAAAUAGAAGAUUGCACCCUCUCUUAUGUAAUAGGAGAAACAAAUGAGGAGAGAACAUUCCGGAACUGGAUGAAUUCUCUAGGGGUGAAUCCAUACGUUAACCAUAUUUAUAGUGACAUGGGCGAUGCUCUAGUGAUCUUCCAGCUGUAUGAUCAGACACGAGUGCCUGUUGACUGGGGUCGUGUAAACAGGCCGCCAUUUUCAUCUCUUGGUGGGCAUAUGAGAAAGAUUGAGAACUGUAAUUAUGCCGUAGAGUUGGGAAGGAACAAGGCAAGAUUCUCCUUAGUGGGUAUAUGUGGUCACGACCUGCAUGAAGGGAACCGCACUCUCACUCUGGCCCUAGUCUGGCAGCUAAUGAGGAGGUACACACUAAAUGUGUUAUCUGACCUUGGAGAGGGGGAAAAGAUUGAUGACAGAACUAUCAUUAAGUGGGUAAAUGAAACUCUCAGUAGUGCAAACAAGAGCACAUUCAUCACCAGCUUCAAGGAUAAGUCCAUUAGCACGAGUCUGCCUGUCCUCGACUUAAUUGAUGCUAUUGCACCUAAAGCUGUCAAUGCCGAUAUGGUAAAAAGGGGAAAUAUUUCAGAAGUAGACAAACUGAACAAUGCAAAGUAUGCCAUUUCCAUCGCCAGAAAGAUCGGAGCCCGGAUUUACGCCCUGCCUGACGACCUGGUAGAAGUGAAACCAAAAAUGGUGAUGACAGUAUUUGCCUGUCUCAUGGGGAGAGGAAUGAACAAGCUAAAAUAAUGCAGAUAUCUUUCUCAUCCAUGUUUUAUUGCCAUGUUAGUAUGCAGAGUGCCUCAUAGGGAACAGAACUGUGCUGCUCAUCCAAUAUGAAAUACAACAAAAAUGAUAAAAUGUGUGUGUUAUGAUGGAAUAACUUUUCAUUCUUAUGAAAAAAUGUAAUAUUGUUGAAUAAUAUGUGCUUAUUAUACCAUGAUUUGUCAUAAUCUCAUGUGUUAUAUGGAAAUGAAAUAGACAUAUCGAAGUUGGCCACAUGCUUUCUUUGUGUCAGACACACCAACCGGUUGCCAAGGUAACAUAAGUGUGAAUUGGAUAUUUACCUCUUGUGCAGCACAGAAUGCAAGGUCCUCAGGUGUAUCUCAUUUUUGUGGUCAAACUCCCCCCCUCCAACCUAAAUUCCAAGGUCGGGGCAACUAACUUGUGGGGGCCCCCACCAAUAAAAUUGUCAAUAUGAUAUACUGGUGAUGGCAUUAAUAAGUAUAAUAUGUAAAUACUGCUAGCCCCGGAAAUGUGUUGAACACACUUUAGUGCCCCCAGUUCACAUUAUGCCACACAGAAGCCACAGUUCACAUUAUGCCACAGUGCUGCCCACGCUGGGGAUAUAGCUCUGUGUGGCCCUCGCCUACCCAUGUGAGGGGGCUCAUGGGCAAUUGUUCAUCUGGCAUUGUCUAACUCUAUUAAAUCUCAGGUAAUAUUCAUGACAAAAAUGAGAGUAGAUUGAUGGUGAAUGUUAAUUCUUUCCUCCAUUAUCCUCUGUAAAGAUACGUAGAACAUUGCUGUGCUACAGCCUUCCCUUCAAAAACACAUAUUGGUAUAAUCUUAACACAUAGUUGCCGACUUUUGGGCUGCUCUCUCCGGGAGAGAGCAGCCGGUCGGCUCAGCAGGGUGGAC